GAGAAACAUUUUGUCUUCUCUUGCACCAAAGCGACACAGCUCCCCCACCGACUCUGCAGCUUGAGGACAUAACACUCUGUCCUAAGCUGCCCCGAUCCUCUCCAUCCAUGACGUUGCCUAGAUGACAUCUGGUGCUUUACAAGCAUGGGACAAGGCUUCUCCCUCACAACGCUCUCCGCGGGCUCUGCCGGCAUCGAUGUCCCAGAGCUCGCGGACUUGGUGUAUGAGAAGUCCAUGGGAACUGCGCGGUUUAUGAAAAGUAUCCGGGCUAGGCAUCAGGAUGGUGUGGUCCUUGUCAAAGUCAUUGUGAAGCCAUAUCCCAUGCGUUUGGAGAAAUACAAGCGGAAGAUAAUUCAGGAAAGAAAAGCCUUAGCAGAUGUACCUAAUGCUCUUGCCUACCAGCGAAUCAUCGAGACUGAGACGAGCGGAUUCCUUGUUCGGCAAUACCUCUACAGCUCACUCUACGAUCGUAUGAGCACGCGACCUUUUCUGGAAGAUAUUGAAAAGAAAUGGCUUGCUUUCCAGCUGUUAUGCGGCAUCCGAGAUUGUCAUGCUCGGGAAAUCUUCCAUGGCGAUAUUAAGACUGAGAAUACACUAGUCACCUCGUGGAACUGGUUAUACCUGUCGGACUUCUCUUCCUCGUUCAAACCCACCACUUUACCAGAGGAUAAUCCUGCCGAUUUCUCCUACUUCUUCGACACUGCUGGACGAAGAACCUGCUACCUUGCACCAGAGCGAUUUCUGGCUGCCGGUGAGACUCCAGAUCCAAAGGCACAGAUUACUUGGGCUAUGGACGUCUUCAGUGCUGGGUGUGUGAUUGCUGAACUAUUUCUGGAGGCACCUAUAUUCAACCUGAGCCAGCUUUAUAAAUACCGGAGAGGGGAGUACGAUCCUGUGGCGACACACCUUAGCCGAAUAGUGGACAGCGAUGUCCGAGAGAUGGUUGCACACAUGAUACAAGUUGAUCCCGAAUCUAGAUACUCAGCAGAGGAGUAUCUCGAUUUUUGGAGGAAAAAGGUCUUCCCAGACUACUUUUACAGCUUUCUGCACCAAUACAUGGGUCUCAUUACCGAUCCAUCUUCUGGUCGAACCCCUAUCUCAGGAGCCUCAGCCAACCUCGGAGAGGCGGAUGAGCGAAUCGACCGCAUAUAUUAUGACUUUGACAAAAUCUCUUAUUUCUUAGGAUACGAGAAUGAGAAGAGAGUCAUUGCGAAAUCUACAUCUACAGCGUCCGGUCUAGAACUCUUCCCAGUUCAUCUAAACAUCCCGAAUAACGAACAUCAAGCUUCUACUAUUGGCAGGAGGCCGACCGAUGAUGGGACGCUUAUUUUCCUGGCCUUGGUCGUGUCAUCUAUUCGGAAUACUGCAAGAGCCACAGCGAAGAUAAGAGCCUGUGAUGUUCUUUUGGCCUUUUCUGAACGACUGACCGAUGAAGCAAAACUGGACCGAGUUUUACCCUACUUGGUCGCUCUGCUGAACGACAAAGCCGAUAUUGUGAAAGUUGCCGCGAUCCGUACUUUGACUCAGCUUAUGGCACUCGUCACAGUCGUAUCACCUGUGAAUGCCCACGUUUUCCCAGAAUAUAUCUUGCCUCGCAUGCAAGCAUUUCUCCCAGGGGCACCAUCUGAGCCUGCAUCGUUUGUUCGGGCAACCUAUGCAGCUUGUUUAGGGAGUCUUGCGACUUCAGCCUCGCGGUUCUUGGAUAUGGUGGCCACGUUAAGGGCAGACGGCUCCUUGCCCACGGCGGACCCAGAGACUGAAGACGGCGGCGGCGCUGAUGCAGCAUUUCAGGGACUGUUCGACAAUUCCCGCGCGGAGCUCAUUGAGACCUUUGCAAGUCAUACCAAAGCGUUGAUCACAGAUGGCGACUCCUCCGUCCGAAGGGCUUUCCUUGGCUCCGUGCCGGAACUUUGUAUGUUCUUUGGAACCGCGGACUCAAACGAUAUCAUCCUGAGCCACUUAAAUACCUAUCUCAAUGAUCGGAACUGGAUGCUCAAGUGCGCCUUCUUCGAGACCAUUGUAGGGGUUGCUACAUUCUUGGGUGGCACAAGCCUAGAAGAGUUUAUUUUGCCCUUAAUGGUCCAAGCACUGACCGAUCCCGAGGAUUUUGUGGUGAAGAGUGUUCUCUACUCUCUCGCCAGUAUGGCACAGCUAGGUCUCUUUCAACGAGCAAAGACGUGGGAGCUUGUCGAUGUUGUCGGAAGGUUUACCAUGCAUCCCAACAUCUGGAUCCGCGAGGCCGCAGCCAUGUUCCUCUCCUCUGCGACUCUUUUCUUAUCAAUUGCCGACAAUCAAUGUAUCGUCCUGCCACUGAUUAGACCGUACCUUAAAAUGCCCAUCAAAGACUUUUCGGAAGUAGCGCUGUUGGACAACUUGAAGAAGCCUCUAUCCCGUGCCAUUCUUGAUCUUUCCGUAACAUGGGCUACCAAGGUCGACAGAGGGAUAUUUUGGAAACCGGUGCACCAACUUCGAACGUUCUCAUUUGAUUCCAAUAACCUGAUCAUACCAACUAUCUCUGGCAAGGAUCUCGGACAUCACGCGCUCCAGAAAGUACCUAAAAAUGAAGAAGAUGAGCAAUGGCUAUCAAAACUCCGAAACAUGGGACUUACGGCAGAAGAUGACUUCAAGUUACUCUGUUUGAGAGAGUAUAUCUGGCGGCUAGCCCUGUCGAAGGCACGGGAAGCCACACCUCAUCCGUCAUAUCUGAACAAUGUCGUCAAUUUGCGCAGUAUUGGGAUCACUCCGCAGACAGUCAUGUUCGAUGAUCAGCAAAUCAUGGAUGAACCCCUCCGCCGCAUCAACAGUGGUUCUGAUGGAAGCGAUAAAGUACCACAUACCAUCGCAGAUGCACUGCUCGACGCCUCUAUGUCAAUCGAUGACUCGAUUGCGAGGAGGCGUCGCUCUGCUUUUAACAACCACAAAACGAGGUUGACUACUGAAGGCGGAACUUUAGCAUCCGCCUCAAAUGAGCGUGAUGGAAAAUCCCCCGUAUCACCAUCUCCCGCACUCUCACCGUCCCCGAAAGAUAUAGAAUCUCCAGGAACAGAUCCAGAACCUCGUCGCCGAUCCUCCGCUCAACUGAAUGGAAGAGGCAGAGGUAGCGAUGAUGAAGGAGCUGACACAGGAUCAAGCGUCAAUUCUCGAGAAGUUCACCAUGGUAUCCACCAUAAGAUCAGUGCAAUGAAUCUGAUGAGCCGCAAAGAUACAGCAAAGUCUUUCCCUGAAACUGGUACUACUUCCACGAACGCGUUUGGCAAAGUUGAAGGUCCAUUCACGCAAAAUACGGGCAAACCGUCUGCAUUAUCGUUAGCAAAGGAGCAGAAUACUGCUGCCGAGGAUCGAAUUCGAUUUAGAGGGGCUCAUACAUACACCGGAAAUGAUCCAAGCAUACUAAAAAUGCUAGAUGCGAUGUACAUUGACAACUAUCCUAACGACAUCGCUGAGUUUGGGCCUAUGAUUGCACCUUCCAGUCGACGAAAGACCAUCAACAAGAGUACGAGCCAAGCGCCUGACAGACCCUGGAAGCCGGAAGGCAUUCUGGUCGCUACCUUUGCAGAACACACAGGGCCUGUGCACCACAUUGCAAUUGCCCCUGAUCAUCUCUUCUUCCUCACAGGUGGCGAUGAUGGCUGCGUCAAGGUUUGGGACACCGGGAGACUUGAGCGGAAUAUCACUCAUCGUUCAAGAGCAACACACAAACAGGGAAGCGAUCCAAGAAUUACGGCGUUAUGUUUUGUAGAGCACACUCACUCCUUCAUCAGCUGUGCUAGCGAUGGAAGCAUCAACGUGGUUAGAGUCGAGUGUUCUCACAGUAGCGGGGCCGUGAGAUAUGGAAAGCUACGAAUGUUGCGUGAAUACCAACUCCCUAAAGGUGAAAUGGCUGUCUGGUCGGAUCACUUCAAGAUCGAAACCAGUUCCACCCUACUGGUCGCGACAAAUCGAUCUAAGAUACACGCGAUUGAUUUGCGGACGAUGGAUGUUCUUUACACUUUAGACAACCCGGUUCAUCAUGGCACACCCACCUGCUUCGUUGUAGAUCGAAAGCGUCAUUGGCUGUUGCUCGGUACUUCUCACGGCGUUCUGGACCUUUGGGACCUGCGCUUCAGAGUUCGUCUGAAGGCUUGGGGAGUACCUGGAGCCACAACCAUUUAUAGGAUGUGUCUGCACCCAACCAAAGGGCGGGGCCGAUGGGUUUGCGUUGCAGGAGGUAGUGGUCAGGGGGAGGUCACAAUAUGGGAUAUUGAGAAAACACAAUGCAGAGAGGUCUACCGUACAGGGGGUAAUCGCGAUGGCCCGAAAGGUUACGAUCCAUGGCCAGUUGAUGAAGACCGGCCCGAAGGGAUGUUGGGGCGCUUUGCAACCGCCUUGGAGCCCAGUGGAUCUAGCAAUUCCGAUCGAGGGAUCCGAGCCAUGAUUGCAGGCACAGACAAUCACGACGACAGCCGCGAAUCAAAAUAUGGAUUUAUAAUUACUGGAGGAUCGGACAAGAAGAUUCGAUUCUGGGACGUAACGCGAGUAGAGAACUCCAUGGUCGUUAGUGGACUUGAUACAGAAGAGCCGAAACCAACUUUCACUACCGCGCACCCAACUGCUUCAUUGACCCUCAAUACGGAACGUAUCCCACGGCCAAAUCCAACGGCUCCAAAUGCAGGAGCUAGCUCACGUGUGUCAACUACGAGCAAAGCGUCGAGUGGGAGACCGCCGAGAUCGACAGUGAUCUCUCUUCAGCAGCAACAGUUGCUGAAGUCGCAUUUGGAUUCGAUUCUUGAUAUUGCUUUACUAGAAUCGCCUUAUGGAAUGAUGGUGUCUGUGGACAGGUCUGGUGUUGUAUUUGUUUUCCAGUAAGAAGUUAGGAUGCAUGGAAAGGAGUUUAUGGGUGUUCAGAGGUCAUGUUGCGGCGUCAGGAUUACCCAGGUAGAUUUACGGAGACUCGGAUUUGAUCUUAUUCUCUGAACAGCUUGAGAACAUAAACCAAAGCAACUUUCUUAAAGUCUCACUCCUGACACAAAUAUAAACAUCAUUCACUGACG
Messenger RNA from Hyaloscypha bicolor E, 5030 nucleotides. Its product is annotated as ARM repeat-containing protein. The coding region runs from base 145 to 4845 and encodes 1566 amino acids. The record is from RefSeq and is a predicted model, not a curated record. Gene Ontology annotation, cellular component: nucleus-vacuole junction; phosphatidylinositol 3-kinase complex, class III, type II; phosphatidylinositol 3-kinase complex, class III, type I. NCBI's taxonomy places the organism in Eukaryota, Fungi, Ascomycota, Leotiomycetes, Helotiales, Hyaloscyphaceae. The transcript has 2 exons. Gene Ontology annotation, biological process: autophagy of peroxisome; protein phosphorylation; protein targeting to vacuole. Gene Ontology annotation, molecular function: protein serine/threonine kinase activity; protein binding; ATP binding.